Messenger RNA from Salvia miltiorrhiza (redroot sage), 674 nucleotides. RefSeq lists its product as uncharacterized. Bases 314 to 631 code for a protein of 105 amino acids. The record is from RefSeq and is a predicted model, not a curated record. Gene Ontology annotation, molecular function: glutathione transferase activity. NCBI's taxonomy places the organism in Eukaryota, Viridiplantae, Streptophyta, Magnoliopsida, Lamiales, Lamiaceae. The transcript is spliced from 3 exons.
UUCUUAAAUUUGGAGGAAUUAAUUAUUACAUGCUAAUACCAAAUUUUCGAUUAUUAAGUUGUUUCAAAUAAAUAAAUAAAAUUAAUACUUAGUUAUGUUCCAUUAUAAAAUUGUUUCAUAUAUUCCAAUCCCUUUAUUUUCUCAACCAAAUCUUACAAUCUAUUCAAACACAUUAUCUUUUCAUUCUAUUUUCCAAACUUAUUUCAGUUUAACGCCAUUUUUCAAAACUCCCUCCAAUAGAAGUCCCACUACUCCACUUCAUCUCCUCUUAACCACAAAACUAGGAGAUAUUUAGAACAGAACUCACAUAUCGAUGAACCAUCCGCCGCUCUGCUCCAUCAGCCGCGUGCAAGAAGUUCUUCCGCUCCUCUUCAAUUCAACUUCUCUUGAUCCACCACCACUCUUCGAUGGAACCACUAGGUUAUACGUGUUUUACGAGUGCCCCUUUUGCCAGCGUGUGUGGAUUGUCAGGAACUACAAGGUUGAAGCUUGGAAAUGGAUUGCAAUACGACAAGUCGAUGAAGAUGAAGAGCUUGGUUUAUCUUCAAGACACAUAAUAGAUUUUUGGCACCUUAGUUAUUUAAAUGUUUUGGAAUGUUUGCAAUUGACAUAUUAUUUUGAUUUUAUGUAAUAUUAUUUGAUAAAAUUUCUAUGUUAUAAUUGUGUUAGAUGCA